AUGGCUCAAGAAGCCUUGGACGGGGGUGCCAAGAUAGCAGCUGCAUACGGAAAGCCUGCCUUGGAGAGCACAUCAGCCGCAGCCACCCAGGUGUGUGUGACUUGGUUUCCUCCCUACGACCUUAAAGCACUUGGCUUCGCUCGCUGGUUCACUAAUAGGAGAAAUGACCAGGCCGCUGGAUGGGCUACCGAAAAUCCUGGGUCGGCAGCAACAACUGCCCUCGUGGCCGUUGGCAUCGCGGCCCCGGGCGUUUUGAGCGCUCCGCUGCUCUCGGCCCUGGGGUUUGGCGCUGGGGGUGUACAGGCUUCUUCCCUCGCUGCCGGUGUACACAGCCUGUUGGGGAAUGUCGCGGCCGGCAGCACCUUCGCUACCCUGCAAAGUGCCGGGGCUGGAGGGGCGGGACUUGCUGCUCUGAAUGGGGCUGCACAGGUGGGUGCUGCGACUGUUGGAGUUGGGAAUGCGGCGGUGGGCUGGGCGAGAGCAAGGCUGUAA
This is a messenger RNA of Aspergillus steynii IBT 23096, 492 nucleotides long. RefSeq lists its product as uncharacterized. Gene Ontology annotation, cellular component: membrane. NCBI's taxonomy places the organism in Eukaryota, Fungi, Ascomycota, Eurotiomycetes, Eurotiales, Aspergillaceae. The coding region runs from base 1 to 492 and encodes 163 amino acids. The transcript has 2 exons. The record is from RefSeq and is a predicted model, not a curated record.